Molecule: messenger RNA, 660 nt
Organism: Scutellospora calospora
Lineage: Eukaryota; Fungi; Glomeromycota; Glomeromycetes; Diversisporales; Gigasporaceae
Source: the annotation of a GenBank genome assembly
AUGACUACCAAAUCCUUAGUGAUAGAUUUAAAAGCUACGGUUUGUGCCGAGAAUGUGACCAACCAAAUACUGGAAGAUGAUGAUGUCAAAAUUGCAACACAAAGCGAAAAAUACAAAGAUAGAUCAAGCAAAGAAGAUUAUUCUUCUGAUGAAUUCGAUGAAGAUGAAGAAGAAAUUAAUAAAGAGGAAAAUACAGAAUUUACCAAACAACUGCAAGAAGCCGAAGAAUAUAAUAAAAACUUAUCCGAUAGUAUUAAAUAUCCUGACCUAACAAAGAAAAAGCAUUCAGGAGCAGUUUAUCAUAGUAGACUUUUACCAACCAGGGAAAUUACUAGAAUAUUAGGUAAUUCUAAAGAGGUAGAAUUAGAAAUUUCUGCUGAAAUUGACCAACUUAAUAUUUUUGAGAAGAAAGUUUCAGUCGAGCAAAAGCAGGUUGAGUCAGAAAUUCAACCUCAUUUGCUGGGGCAAGAUUAUUCGUUUACUAAGAUUAAAAAUAGUGAAUUAAUCGAUUUAAAAAAAGAACUAGAUUCAGUGAAGCAAGAAUUAACUUCCCUUAAGCAGCGAGUAGCAGAACUAGAAAAUCAGCAACAAUCAGAACAACAACCCCUCCAAAUCCAACCAGCUUAUGGCACCCCAGGUUCCAGCAACAGUAAUAAAUAA